This is a messenger RNA of Cololabis saira (Pacific saury), 3037 nucleotides long. It is a transcript of the gene parn, whose product is annotated as poly(A)-specific ribonuclease (deadenylation nuclease). The transcript is spliced from 26 exons. Gene Ontology annotation, biological process: nuclear-transcribed mRNA poly(A) tail shortening. Gene Ontology annotation, cellular component: cytoplasm; nucleus. Gene Ontology annotation, molecular function: poly(A)-specific ribonuclease activity; metal ion binding; RNA binding. Lineage: Eukaryota; Metazoa; Chordata; Actinopteri; Beloniformes; Belonidae. The record is from RefSeq and is a predicted model, not a curated record. The coding region runs from base 103 to 2136 and encodes 677 amino acids.
GGCUUUAGGUCUGCGCCCUGCCGGAAGUGUUCGCCUCGCUUUUAAAAGCAGGUUGACAAAGGCUAGCAGAGUUAGCUGUCACCGGUCCGGCAUCGCGCAGGGAUGGAGGUAACACGCCAAAAUUUUAAAGACAGUUUAAGCGCGGUCUACAGUGCGAUAGACGAGGCAGACUUCCUUGCCAUCGAUGGAGAAUUUUCAGGGAUAAGCGACGGUCCUAAUGUCAGCGCACUCACUAACGGGCUGGAUACACCUGAAGAGAGAUACACCAAACUCAAAAAGCAUUCAAUGGACUUCCUCUUGUUCCAGUUUGGAAUAUGUACAUUCACGUAUGACCAGACAAAAUCAAAGUAUGUCACAAAGCCUUUUAACUUUUAUAUAUUCCCAAAACCAUUUAGUAGGACAUCUCCUGAUAUAAAGUUCAUCUGUCAAAGCUCCAGUAUUGACUUUCUUGCCAGCCAGGGAUUUGACUUCAACAAGGUGUUCUGUCAUGGAAUCCCAUAUCUGAAUCAAGAUGAGGAAGCUCAGCUGAGAGAGCAGACAGAAGAGAGGAGAAAUCAACAUGCCAACGGACUAGGAACACCAUCCUUUAUAUCACCUUCUUCCUCCAAAGUCCCUGCACAUGUACCUGAGGAACACAAAGACUUCAUCAACAGGGUUGUAGAGAAAAUUGAGAGCCUCUUCAGUGGCAACAACAAGACUUUGGACCUGGAGCCAUGCACUGGGUUCCAAAGAAAACUGAUAUACCAGACCCUGAACUGGAAAUUUCCCAAAGGUCUUCAUGUUGAAACCUUGGAAACUGACAAGAAAGAGCGAUAUAUCCAGGUCAGUAAAGUUGAUGAUGAAGAGAGGAAAAGGCGGGAACAACAGAAACUGGAAAAGGAGCAGGAGGAGCUAAAUGACGCUGUAGGCUUCUCCAGGGUGAUCCAUGCCAUUUCUAAGUCUGGCAAACUUGUUGUGGGCCACAAUAUGCUCUUGGAUGUGAUGCACACAAUCCACCAGUUCUACUGCCCUCUGCCAGAGGAUCUUCAAGAUUUUAAAGAUGUUACAAUGUGUGUCUUCCCAAGAAUUCUAGAUACAAAGUUGAUGGCCUCCACUCAGCCGUUUAAGGAGCUGAUAAAUAAUACCUCUCUGGCAGAGCUGGAGAAACAACUGAAAGAGAGCCCUUUCAAAUCACCACAAUGUGAAACGACAGACGGGUUCCCCAGUUAUGACACUGCCCAGGAGCAGCUCCAUGAGGCGGGAUAUGAUGCUUACAUCACUGGCCUGUGUUUCGUAUCCAUGGCCAAUCAUCUGGGUUCUUUCUUGACACCACCCAAAGCUUACAUCUCUGCUCGCUCCAAACUAAUUGACCCUUUUUUUAACAAGCUCUUCCUGAUGAGGAUUAUAGAUAUACCCUACCUCAAUAUCACCGGACCAGAUUUGCAGCCUAAAAGAGACCAUGUCCUGUAUGUCACCUUCCCCAAAGAAUGGAAGACGAGUGACCUCUACCAGCUCUUUAGUGCCUUUGGGAACAUCCAGGUGUCAUGGAUAGACGACACAUCAGCGUUUGUGUCCCUAAGCCAAACGGAUCAGGUACAGAUCGCAAUGAACACCAGCCGUUAUGCCGAGAGCUACAAGAUCCAAACAUAUGCAGAAUAUAUUAAGAAUAAACGGCAGGAGAAGGAAAAACUUGGCCAGACAGUCAAAACCUGGGGUGAGGACGGCUGGGUGAAACCUCCCUACCCUUCCUCUACAACCUCUGCUGGGUUUGGAUAUCACAGGAUGAGGAAACGCAGCAUAAGUCCUGCUCAGGGAGAACAGGGAACUGAAGAGGCUUUAAUUGCAGAUGGUUGGAGUCAGUACUCGUAUCCAGAUGGCACAGGCAACAAGAAGAUGAAACUUGACGAUAUAAGUGGACAGGCGAAUGUUGACGCUGCCGAGAGCAAGACUUCAGAGGAAUGGCUGAAGACAAAUGAUGGAUCACAUUCAGCUGGGUUAAAUCCUGCACUCGAUGGCACAGAUCCAGGCACUGAUGCUGACGGGACAGUCACCUGGCGGCAAGCUGCAACUGGGAGGAAAAGUCAAAAGAACAAGAAAAAGAAGUCUGAAGCAACAGAAUCUACAACAUCAUUGUUUGAAGUCCCAGAAGUUUGGUAGCAAAAGAUGAACAGCUGUCCAGGAUACUGCUCCAGACUGGGUUCCUGCUCAGCAUCUCUUCCAAAGCACUUUGGGGCUCUUUUCCUUCAGGGUCUCGCAGCACAUGGAGUGCUGCAUGCCCCAAAUUCAUUUGUUCACUCACAGCUGUGAAUGCACUGUCCAAAGCUACCAGCCAAGCUACUUGACGAAAGAAAACAGAAGCCAUAACAGCUGCCAUAUUUUCAUCCAACACCAGAGGAGCAGGCACCUCUCUGGAGUAACGCACACAAGUACUCUCCAUAGAUCUAGAAAAUAUAAACUAAGAAUUUAUUGCUCACUCUUUUAUGUGUUCAGACGGGAAUCUGCCACCACAGCCAUGCAGUCACUUUGGAUUCAUUCAUAAAUUUUAAUGACUGUCACGUCUAAAUUAGUCUUACAUUUUGUGAGUGUGCGUUUGUGUGCAGGUUUGUGCAUGAGAGAGAUGUACUUUUCUCUAGUGUUUGUAUCCCGGAGUCAGUUUCAUAAAACUAGAUAAAAUGCCACUUGAUGGGUCCGUACAGUAAAAUGUCAGGUUUAUUUUUUAUUCAUUUUUGUCUUCUUUUUUUUUCCUUCCCAUUUUUAAGAAAGUUGUCAACUUCUCCAUUUUUAUCAGACGUGUUAGCUUAUCAAUGAUGUGAUUUAUUGUUGGUGGCAUUUUCUUGACUCUACAUGAGAGGUGCUUGUGUAUUUUUUUUUUUUGUACAGAACUGUUUUUCUUUACCUUUUUUGUGUUCAGUGUUUUGUAAUCAUGUCAACUUGCAACAAUGUCAGUAUAUUGUAAUACAAAAGGAGUAAAUGUUAAGAUGGAUACAUUUUGUAUGAGAAAGUUUAAAACAAUCCUUAAAUACUGGGGAGGGGAAAAAAUUAAAGUGUUUCUUAGCAA